UUAUGAUCCCAUUAAAAAAGGAUUCCUCUUCCAAGUUCAGUCUGUUUGCUGCCAUAUCCAUUGCAGCAUACGAAACCUAUGGUAGGUUACUAUAACCACUACAUAAAAUACCGUCAAUGCGCAAUUAUGACAACAUCGCUUAACUUUCUUUACCAAAACCAGGCGAAUCUCCCUAAUCUCCGACGCCUGUUCGUCGAGGCCCGCACCGAGGCCGAAGAGAACGAGCACUCCAGAACUGCGGUAUGCAUUCCUCGAGCGCUCUCAAUGCCAAUAAAAAGGAUCGGAACUUCAGACUCAUGGAUUCUUUAUACAGUUCUACAAUCUUGUCCUCUUUAUCUCUUCGGUCGCUGUCUUCAGCUUGGUGGCUCAACGAAUGGGCGGAACGAAGUCGGGAAAAUGAACAAUGAACGCAACGGAAAUGCCAGUGGUAUCUCAUACAGCUCAUACUCUUAAACACCUUGAUAAUCCAGAGCCUGCCCUGGAAAAAG
Aspergillus fijiensis CBS 313.89 is the source of this 488-nucleotide messenger RNA. RefSeq lists its product as uncharacterized. Gene Ontology annotation, biological process: outer mitochondrial membrane organization. The record is from RefSeq and is a predicted model, not a curated record. The transcript has a single exon. NCBI's taxonomy places the organism in Eukaryota, Fungi, Ascomycota, Eurotiomycetes, Eurotiales, Aspergillaceae. Bases 79 to 453 code for a protein of 124 amino acids.